Molecule: messenger RNA, 668 nt
Organism: Pararge aegeria (speckled wood butterfly)
Lineage: Eukaryota; Metazoa; Arthropoda; Insecta; Lepidoptera; Nymphalidae
Exons: 1
Coding region: 122-655 (177 amino acids)
Source: RefSeq, a predicted model, not a curated record
AUGUCUUUAGACACCUACAUUAUCAUUGUUAUUUGAAUCUAAAUUGAAAUGUGCAAGUAAGAAAAAUUAAAAAAACAGUAAGUACCUUUAAAAAUACUUUUAAUUGUGGUUCCAAGCCACAAUGCAGAAAAAAACUUCAAUAGACGCUCUACACCACAUCCUAUCAUCGUUCAGACAGUUCGAGAAGAAGCUUGAUAAACUCCAAUAUGACGUGAGUUUCCACGGCCAAACCUUAACUGGUCUUAGCGCAAUGAUCGCAAACCUUUCAGGCACUAUAGGAUACGAAGCAAAAGUCGAUAAUGUUAAAGUCGUGAAUAAAACUACGACUAUAGAUAGCCUCAUUGAGGCACGCCAUAAGACGAAAGGGAAAGCUGCUGUAAGGUCCAUUCCAGCUGCUAAAGUGGUAACAAAAAGCUGUCAAGGUCAGAAGUAUGGACUUCAACCGAUAAAGGAACCAUCACUGUUUAAUAUAAAGAAAAUGGGCUCAGCAGCUAAACGUGUAAUGAGACAGAGAAAAGCUGAGGCGCCUCGUAAGGCGACUACUUUAAGACCCAAGAAAAUAUCGCCGAACAAGUCUAAGAGCCCACCACAAAAUUAUGAGUAUCCUAGUCAAUUUAAGAGUUCUAUAUAUGAAUCACAAUUAAUAUUACAAUAAUUAUGAAAAUAUA